Messenger RNA from Triticum urartu, 3030 nucleotides. The record is from RefSeq and is a predicted model, not a curated record. Lineage: Eukaryota; Viridiplantae; Streptophyta; Magnoliopsida; Poales; Poaceae.
UGACACACUAUACAAGAAGAUCAUUUCCCGGGCCUGUAAAGCAUACUGGAAGAUAAGCUUCUCAGCAUGUUACAGAAGCUGAUGGGUUGUUUCCCUUUCAAACAUAACCAGGAUAUGGUGAUUGGCAAGUCUGAGAAUGUGCCAUUUGUUAACCACGAGAUCCGCCAUACGACCACUGUAAUGGACGGCUGGCCGGCCAGCUUCAGAGUCUUUAUAUCCUCUGCGGCAGUGAAGCACAACUCGUACCAAGCCAUCAUGAAGCAUCUGCAUUCUGUAUGCUUUCUCCUACUGCCUUACACCUGCCUCCUACUAUGCGCUGAGAUCACUCCAGUGAAGGCCGACACCCGGCGUGAAGCUGAAGCACUUGUGAAUUGGAAGGCUAGCUUGGCUGAUGCCGAUGAGUCCCUUGGGCCAUGGUCGAUGGCCAACUCCACCAGCCUUUGCAGGUGGACGCACAUCACCUGCGACACGGCCGGGCACAUCAUAGAGCUCAACCUUGACAGGGCAAGUCUGAACGGCACACUUGACAAGUUAGACUUCUCAGUCUUUCCCCACUUGAGGAGACUCCUCCUGUCCUAUAAUGAUCUGUACAGUACAAUUCCAGCAGGGAUUGGGAAUCUGACAAGCUUGGUCGAGUUGGACAUCAGUUGGAACCAGUAUCUGAGGGGCAACAUUCCACGCAGCAUUGGCCAGCUGAAGCACCUUGCUGUACUUCGAAUGCCUGGGUUUGAGGCUCAGCGGCGUGCUGCCUGAAGAGAUAGCUAACUUGACGAGCUUGGAGGAGCUUGACCUUGAGAGUGCAAGUCUGAACGGCACACUUGACCAGCUCGACUUCUCAGCCUUUCCCCACCUGAGGAAACUCAUCUUGGUCCAGAAUGAUCUGCACGGUACAAUUCCAGCAGGGAUUGGCAAUCUGACAAGCUUGGUCGAGUUGGACAUCAGCCGGAACAGGGGUUUGAGGGGCACCAUUCCACACAGCAUUGCCCAGCUGAAGCACCUUGCGGUACUACUAAUGCCUGGUUUUGGCCUCAAUGGCGUGCUACCUGAAGAGAUUGCUAACUUGACGAGCUUGGUGGACCUCGAUCUGGACUCGGUUAAUUUGACUGGAUCAAUCCCACCAACCAUUGGGCUGCUCGUGAAGCUCCAGUGGCUGAGCCUGUGAAAGAAUAAUCUGACAGGGAGCAUCCCGCUGGAGAUUGGAAACAUGACAGAACUGGAGAUCAUAUACUUAUCAUACAACUAUUUGGAAGGGCAGCUACCAGAUACCAUAUCUCGUUUGACAAAUCUCCGGGAUUUGGAUCUGGCAAGGAACCAGCUCGGAGGCCAUAUCUUCCCCGAGCUUGGGAAUAGCAGCCACUUAGAGAUGAUCAAUAUUGCAAGUAACAACUUCUCCGGGGUGUUCCCAUCAUCCGUUUGCGACGGAGGAACACUGGCUUUGGCCUGGGCUAGAUACAAUGGAUUUACAAGCAUUCGCCAGCAGACCUUCCAAAACUGCACAACCCUGUUGGUCAUUGACUUGGUGGCAAACAAUAUUGUUGCAGAAAUAAGUGACUAUUUUGGUGACCUUCCACUUCUAGGAAAGCUUCAGGUGUUAGCUUUCAGUCAAAACCAGCUGUAUGGCACACUUCUGACAGACCAAGGCGAGGUAUUUAUUUGCAACCAUUCUCGUUUAUACUACGUGGACCUAUCACACAAUUCCUUACAUGGUGGUCUCUCCAAGUGUUUCUGGGAGAUGCCACGUGUGACAUUCAUGGAUCUGUCCAGCAACUCUUUCAGCGGUGUAGUUCCAUUUUCAAGGACAUGUGAAGAUACUCUUAAGUAUCUACACCUGGCCAAUAACCAUUUCGAAGGAGCCUUUCCUUUGGCUCUUAAGAAAUGCAAAAACCUUACCACUUUAGACCUCGGAGGCAAUAAUUUCUCAGGUACAAUACCAUCUUGGAUAAGCAGGAGUUUACCUGGACUCAAAUUUCUUCGUCUGUCAACGAAUAUGUUUGAAGGUGUCAUACCUCCCCAGAUAUUACACUUUCAGAAACUCUGGCUAUUGGAUUUGUCAAGAAAUAAGCUCACAGGACCCGUUCCAGGUGAUUUUACGAAUUUUACUGGCAUGGCACAUGAACAUGAACAGGAAUCCUUUGGAGGAGACGUGUACCAAUUUGAUGCACCACAAAUGCAAAUAGUGUGGAAGAAUGUGGAAUAUUUAUACAUUACUGCGAGAGCACGCAUGGUUGGUAUCGACUUGUCUGGAAACUUUCUAUCACAGGAAAUCCCGAAAGGGCUCACAACCCUUCUUGGACUCAGGUACCUGAACUUAUCAGGAAAUCAUCUGUCAGGCUAUAUUCCUGAAGACAUUGGCAAUCUGGUACUGCUGGAAUCCUUGGACCUUUCUCGGAACCAACUUAGGGGAGAAAUUCCUCAAGGCUUUGCAGAUUUGAAGAGCAUAAGCGCUCUGAACCUCUCAACCAACAUGUUAUCAGGGAGGAUACCUAUGGGUGAUCAGCUGCGGACACUUGAUGACCCGUCAAUAUACAGCAAUAAUCUUGGGUUAUGCGGGUUUCCGUUGGAAGACUGCGUAAGCUCGUCAACACCGACGCAACCUGAAACGAGUCUGGAUGAAGAUAGAGAGGCGCUGUGGUUUUACUGCUUUGUGGCUGCUGGGUUUAUCUCUGGGUUCUGGCUAUACUUGGGCUUCUUGUUUCGCAGCGAGACAUGGAGAUAUUCAUUCUAUCAGUAUGUGGACAACAUGCAAGCGAAGGUGACCAAGAAUAUACGAAGCUGCAUUUCGUGCUUCCAGGUUAAAGGGCCUGAAUGAUGAAGUGUGUCGCUUCUUGUUGAAGUAAUUAAUGGUGUAUGGCGUCCUAUAUCGAGCAUGUGUGUAAUAUUUCCCUUCCUUUGUUAGUACGUACUUGCCAGUAAUUUGAUGUUAUUCAAGUUUUGUGGCGCUGAAACCUACUGGUUUCAGAUUUGAUUGUUUGGUACCUAAGGCUAUUUGGAGUGAAGUAAAUGAGUUAUCUGAAAUCAGUUACGUAGUCA